Cryphonectria parasitica EP155 is the source of this 1650-nucleotide messenger RNA. RefSeq names its product t-SNARE. The transcript is spliced from 5 exons. Gene Ontology annotation, biological process: endoplasmic reticulum to Golgi vesicle-mediated transport; vesicle fusion; intracellular protein transport. NCBI's taxonomy places the organism in Eukaryota, Fungi, Ascomycota, Sordariomycetes, Diaporthales, Cryphonectriaceae. The coding region runs from base 478 to 1443 and encodes 321 amino acids. Gene Ontology annotation, cellular component: SNARE complex; Golgi membrane; endomembrane system. Gene Ontology annotation, molecular function: SNAP receptor activity; SNARE binding. The record is from RefSeq and is a predicted model, not a curated record.
GGGCUACAACACGAAUUCCUCCCAGAAUUUCAGAUUUAACGAAAAGAACUUUUUGUAAUAAUACAACGCAGGAGAGAGAGAGAGCUGUUGCGACAGAGCGAAGAAACCCACGGGCCAUCAGCUGCGACUUGCCACUUCGCUACACAACAAUUCGAUUCAUCGUCCAGUUCGCAUCCCCCAAUCGAAGGCUUAUCAUAAUCACCGACCUGUUUCCUACGAUCCCUCAAGUCCUCCUAUCGCGCGCCGUUCCAGAUAUCGACCUCGGAGCCUAGAUUGAUCCACGCGCCACGACCUUUUCGAUCCUCUACGCCACUCACUGCCUGCUGCAAUCAAGAAAUCACGCUGGCUGGGUUCCCCGAGCUGCGCAGGUCGCUUCAUCUACCGCAUUUCGCUUAUUCCAGACCGAACGACGAUACGCUCGCUCUCCCUCGAUCAUUGUCCCUUGUCGCUUUCCAGCGCUCUUAAUCCACCGCUGUCAUGGCCGUCACCAACAUCCAGGACCGAACCUCAGAGUUCAAGUCCAUAUUAGCCCAGGCGCAAAGACGACAGGCCCAGUCCAAGGUCGGCUCGCAACGGCGCUCCCUCCUCACCGACGCACAGAAGGCCGAUGCAGAUGGCGCCCGUCAACCCCGACGAUCCGACUUUGCGCGCAGGGCCGCUGACAUAGGCCGGGGCAUCUCGGCGACUAUGGGCAAGCUGGAGAAGCUGGCGCAGCUGGCCCGCCGCAAGACCCUCUUCGACAACCCCGUCGAGAUCAACGAACUCACCUUCGUCAUCAAGCAGGACCUGUCGGGCCUGAACCAGCAGAUCGCCGGCCUGCAGGACGUCGUCAAGUCGUCGCAGCAGGGCGGGCAGCGGGGACAAGAGUCGGAACACAACAAGAACGUCGUGUUGCUGCUGCAGGGAAAGCUGACGGACGUCUCAGCCUCGUUCCGCGAGACCCUCGAGCUGAGGACCAAGACCAUACAGGCCAGCCGGUCGCGGCAGGAGAACUUCCUCAGCUCCGUAUCCACAUCCGCAGCGAUGCCCAUACAGCAGUCCGCGAGCCCGUUGUACGGCACACCCAAGACGGGCACACCCGUGCCCGGCGGUGAUACGCUCUCGCUGAACCCGAUACCGAGUGACCAGCAGCUAUUGAUGAUGGAGGAGGCCCAACCCCAGAAUGCCUACAUACAACAGAGAGGAGAGGCCAUCGAGGCCAUCGAGAAGACAAUCACGGAGCUGGGCAGUAUCUUUGGACAGCUGGCAACAAUGGUGUCAGAACAGACUGAGAUGAUUGAGCGGAUAGAUGCGAACACGGAGGACGUGGUGGACAAUGUGUCGGGUGCCCAGAGGGAAUUACUAAAGUACUGGGGCAGCGUCUCCUCGAAUAGGUGGCUAAUUGCCAAGAUGUUCGGCGUCAUGAUGAUAUUCUUCCUGCUCUGGGUUUUGAUCGCUGGUUAGACGGGGCAUGGUGGUAAAUCAAAAUUUUCAGAAUCUUUUUAUUCUUGUAACAAUAUGACAGUCUUGCCUUGGCGGCCAGAGCAGACUCAGCACUGGCUACUAUAAAGGGGUUUGGAAAAAAAGACUUUACGGCCUACGAGAUAUAAUACGGCGUCCACAGAGAUCAUGAAUAGACGCACGGCAGUUUGUAGCUGCCUUUCUUCCUCC